Suncus etruscus (white-toothed pygmy shrew) is the source of this 939-nucleotide messenger RNA. RefSeq names its product olfactory receptor 2AT4. The record is from RefSeq and is a predicted model, not a curated record. The coding region runs from base 1 to 939 and encodes 312 amino acids. Gene Ontology annotation, biological process: G protein-coupled receptor signaling pathway. The transcript has a single exon. Lineage: Eukaryota; Metazoa; Chordata; Mammalia; Eulipotyphla; Soricidae. Gene Ontology annotation, cellular component: membrane. Gene Ontology annotation, molecular function: olfactory receptor activity; G protein-coupled receptor activity.
AUGGAGAUGAUAGCCUGUAAUGAAUCCAAAGGCUCCUCGACCAUCUUCUACCUGGUGGGCCUCCCCACCUUACCUGCAUCCCUCUUCCUCCCAGUCUUCUUUAUAUUCCUCUUCCUCUACCUGCUCAUCCUGGUGGGCAAUGCUCUCAUCCUGGUGGCAGUGGUGGCAGAGCCCAACCUCCACAAGCCCAUGUACUUCUUCCUGCUCAACCUCUCAGCCUUGGACAUCCUUUUUACCACGACUACUGUCCCCAAGAUAUUGUCCCUUCUCUUGCUUGGGGACCGUUUCAUCAGCUUUCCUGCCUGCUUCCUACAGAUGUACCUCUUCCACAGCUUCUCUUGCACUGAAGCCUUCAUUUUGGUGGUCAUGGCCUAUGACCGUUAUGUCGCUAUUUGCCACCCUCUGCACUACCCUGUCCACAUGACCCCCCAAAACAAUACUGCAUUGGCAGCCAGUGCCUGGCUCACAGCUCUCCUCUUGCCCAUCCCUGCAGUGGUACAGACUUCAAACAUGGCUUUUGACAACAUCACCCACAUUUAUCACUGCUUCUGUGACCACUUAGCUGUGGUCCAGGCCUCCUGCUCAGACACAACACCACAGACCUUCAUGGGCUUCUGCAUUGCCAUGACAGUGUCCUUUCUGCCCCUUCUCCUGGUGAUUCUCUCUUAUGCCCACAUCUUGGCCUCAGUGCUUCGUAUCAGCUCUCGAGAAGGACGCUCCAAAGCCUUCUCUACCUGCAGCUCUCACCUCCUCGUGGUUGGUACCUACUACACAUCCAUCGCCAUUUCCUAUGUAGCCUAUAGGGCUGACCUGCCACUCGACUUUCAUAUCAUAGGCAACGUGGUGUAUGCCAUUCUCACUCCUGUUCUAAACCCCCUUAUCUACACCCUGAGAAAUAAGGAUGUCAAAACAGCCAUCACCAAAAUGGCAUGUUCUUGA